CUCAGUGGUGUGUUGUGGCCGUGGAGGUGUUGAGCCGGGCCUGGACAGAGCCAAUACAGCAUGUCAAAGAAAAGACGCAACGGAUCCCGUGGCCAUCAGGCUCACGGUCAGCAGAAACGCAGACCUCCAGCUGCCAAGACUCUAAGGGUACCAGCAAUCUUUGCUAAAGAUAGAGGCACUGAUACUGAGGUCACCCAUGAUAAGGUGACUUUAGCCCAGGCCCGGCGUGGUACUCCUGCUCACCGGCCUGUAAGGGUCUAUGCUGAUGGAAUUUUUGAUCUCUUCCACUCUGGCCAUGCCCGUGCUCUUAUGCAGGCAAAGAAUCUGUUCCCCAACACGUGCUUGAUCGUUGGAGUUUGCAGUGACCAGCUGACACAUAAGUACAAAGGCUACACGGUAAUGAACGAAGACGAGCGUUACGAAGCUCUCAUACACUGCCGUUAUGUAGACGAGGUGGUCCGUGAUGCCCCGUGGACCAUCACGCCCGAGUUCCUGAAGAAACACAAGAUUGACUUUGUAGCCCAUGAUGAUAUCCCAUACACCUCUGCAGGAUCGGAAGAUGUGUAUAAACAUAUCAAAGCAGCAGGAAUGUUUGUAGCCACACAAAGGACAGAGGGUAUUUCUACCUCAGACCUCAUCACACGCAUCGUCCGCGACUACGACCUUUACGUGCGAAGAAACCUGCAAAGAGGCUACACAGCCCGGGAACUGAACGUCGGGUUUCUCAAUGAGAACAAGUAUCGUCUGCAGAACCAGGUGGAUAAAAUGAAAGAGAAGGUGAGAACCGUGGAAGAGAAGUCUAAACACUUAGUGCACCGUGUGGAAGAGAAAAGCCAUGACCUCAUACUGAAAUGGGAAGAAAAAUCCCGUGAGUUUAUUGGAAACUUUCUGGAGCUCUUUGGCCCCGAUGGACCAUGGCAUAUGAUCCAGGAGCGGAGUGGCCGUGUGCUGCAGGCUCUGUCCCCGUACCAGUCGCCCCGCACCUCCCCGAGCAGCAGCCCCACAAGAGGACGCUCUCCCUCACCUCCGGCUCUCUGAACCCUACCACACCCCUGCACCGUUUCCUUCCUAAAGCUUUCACAGGCUGAGCCAGCAGCAUACAGGAAAAUUUCAAUCCACCAUCAUACACGACAUCUAAAAUCCAACACUCACAUUCCUCCCAAACCUGUCAAAGCCUGUCUGCUGCAUUCCAAAGUUUCAUUCCCAGUUUGGUUACAAACUGCACUGCUGUAUUUGCAAUAUUCGUCAUAUUAAAAUGAUACCCAUUAUAUUUUUCAUAAAUUAAUCUAUAUCAAAGACAUACAGAAAUAAUGGAUUAAGCUGUAUUUUAAUGGUUUUCCUGACUUUCCCAGAGACACCAUAAAGCUUAUAUGAACGAUCCCCAGCCCUUAUAUUUUAUUUACCGAUUAUUUAUUAUACAAAAACGGGAUAACCUAUGCCUAUUCUUACACGAUAUUUAGCUGUAAUAAAAAGUCAGUGUCUUUCAAAAAGCAAUAAAUCAAAAAUUGGAGUCAAACUGCCCACAGCAAUACAUAUCAAUGUAUUAAAUGUAUUUCUCCACCAUUACACACGAUACUGUAUUGUACCGAUUCCUAUGUGAUCCACAUGUAUAAUAAAAGUUAUGUGCAUGUGCA
Tachysurus vachellii is the source of this 1634-nucleotide messenger RNA. RefSeq names its product phosphate cytidylyltransferase 1B, choline b (gene pcyt1bb). The coding region runs from base 61 to 1038 and encodes 325 amino acids. The record is from RefSeq and is a predicted model, not a curated record. Lineage: Eukaryota; Metazoa; Chordata; Actinopteri; Siluriformes; Bagridae. The transcript is spliced from 8 exons. Gene Ontology annotation, biological process: CDP-choline pathway. Gene Ontology annotation, molecular function: phosphatidylcholine binding; choline-phosphate cytidylyltransferase activity.